CAAAAAAAUUCAAACACAACCAGCAGUGUGAGGAGACCUGAAAGUGGCACCCAUGGCAGAGUGUGGCGAUGGAGACAGCAGCAAUGGGAGGCCGUACAGGGACCCAUGAGAGACUCUGGACUUGGCAGCAGCAUGAGGAGGCGGUAUACGGGGCCCAUGGCAGAUUAGGGGCCUGGCAGCAGCUAUGGGAGGCCCGUAAUCUGCCAGCACCCUAUGUCAAAAAAUUGCAACACACCAGCAGUGUGAGGAGACCUGAAAGUGGCACAUGGCAGAGUGUGGCGAUGGAGACAGCAGCAAUGGGAGGCCGUACAGGGGACCCAUGAAGACUCUGGACCUCACCUGGCAGCAGCAUGA
Molecule: messenger RNA, 354 nt
Organism: Staurois parvus
Lineage: Eukaryota; Metazoa; Chordata; Amphibia; Anura; Ranidae
Source: the annotation of a GenBank genome assembly